Ostertagia ostertagi is the source of this 936-nucleotide messenger RNA. NCBI's taxonomy places the organism in Eukaryota, Metazoa, Nematoda, Chromadorea, Rhabditida, Trichostrongylidae. The record is from the annotation of a GenBank genome assembly.
AUGCUAUACAACGACGAAUUGGAACUUCCCAAGCUACGCGACGUUAACGACAAGCGUAAACUGUACGCCAUGAAAGUGGAAAAGCAACGUGGUUGCGAAAGACCAGUACUGAAGCUCGACGUAGCAGUGCUGUCACAAAUGCGUAAUACUGUAGGAUUUCCGACGCUGAUCGUUGCCGGAAGGACUGAACUCUUCAAGAUGAGUUUAACUCAUGGCCCUUCUUCCAGAUUCACCCAAGCUACUGCAUACCGUAUCGCUCUUCAAACCCUGGACCGUUUAGAAAAGUUGCAUGAUGCCGGCUACCUCAAUAGAGACGUUAAAUCUCAGAAUUUUGCUGUUGGACUGGGAAAUGAGUCUUCAAUAAUCUACAUGCUCGAUUUCGGCUUAACAAGGCGAUUCAAACGGAACACAACUGAAACGUCGAGCAUGUGGGCCAUGUGUUGGGACGUAUCCGUUCUCACCACUAGCAUCAGCAACAAUGAGGGAUCAAGCGCCGAAGGACGAUUUGGAGGGCUGGUUCUACAUGGAUGUCUUCCAUGGUAUAACGCGAAAACGUCUCCGGAUCACGGACUGACAAGAGAAUGGAAGCAGUACGCACGUGGCACAUACAAAUCGGAAAUGUUGAGCACUUUGCCAUCUGAAUUUACUCCAAUAUUCAACAAGAUCACAGCUACUAGAUUCGAAGAAAGGCCACGGUAUCAAUUUAUACAGAGAAUGGUUCUUGCCAGUGUCACACGGCAGGGUAUCAAUUUGAAUGUCCCUUAUGAUUGGCAGACUGUUCCAUCUUUGCUUUCGCUCGUUGAGAAAUCAGUUAUGCAUGAUCCAAUUCCACAGAGCGCCGUGACUGCAGUCGAUAUGGAAGGGACGGCAGUCGAAAUGCAGCCAACAGUGGAAGAAGCAUUUGAUACCAAUCAGUCCAUUGCUGUGCUAACUUAG